AUUUUUCAAUUACAUGUCCUUGUUUGGGUGGUGGGCGACAGCAAAGCAAAGAAGAGCCGUGUAUGUAUGUAUAUAUGCAUAUGAGUGGCUUGAUUAACUAAUAGUAAUCUUCAUCUUCCUUGGCAUGGCUACUCCCAAUUUCCGCUUCCUUUUCUUCUCUUUUCUUCUCUUUUCUCUUCUCUUCUGUGAUUUUUCCAAGGCUGAGAGAUGGAGGUCUCAUUAUCACAUCGCCAAAGUCAGCUCUCUGAUACCAGCGGCGGCACUAGUCUGCUCCCCGUCUAAAGCUCCCAAUCCAUGGGCACUGACUCUGGCCCAUCAGCAUGGACCCUGCUCACCCCUCGGCGGCAACAAGCAAGCAGCAACGCCCGAUCAGAUCCUCCUACAAGACCAAUCCAGAGUGAGCUGGAUCCGAUCCCGAAUCUCCAGCUCUUCCCAGCAGCUCCAACCCCAGGCCUCAUUAGCUGAGAACACCCUCCCGGCCCGUUCAGGCAGCUCACUUAGCACCGGGAAUUACGUUGUCACUGUUGGAUUCGGCACACCCAAAAGAGACAUGACACUCGUCUUCGACACUGGCAGCGACCUCACUUGGAUCCAAUGCGAGCCCUGUGCAGGCUCCUGCUACUCACAGCAAGAGAAGAUCUUCAACCCAUCACAAUCGAGUUCUUAUCUCAACGUGUCAUGCAACUCAGGCGAGUGCGCUCUACUCAGGCCAGCAACCGGAAACCCAACUGGCUGCUCGUCCUCCACAUGCCUUUACGCCAUCCGCUAUGGUGACCAAUCAUACUCAAUCGGAUUCUUUAGCCAUGAAACUUUGACAGUGGGAACUGAUGUGUUCCCAAAUUUCCAAUUCGGAUGUGGUCAGAAGAACCAAGGUUUGUUUGGCAGCACAGCUGGGUUGCUCGGUCUCGGCCGCAACAAGAUAUCCUUCACAUCCCAGACAGCUAAAAAAUUUGGCCAGGUUUUCUCUUACUGCCUUCCUUCCUCACCAAAAUCAACUGGGUAUCUUAAGUUGGGGGCCAGCACAGCCUCCUCUGGUGUUAAAUACACACCACUGCUGACAGACCAGAGCAGUCCUUCCUUCUAUUUCCUCGACCUGAUAGCAAUAACUGUUGGAGGACGUAGAUUGCCAAUUCCAGCAUCAGUCUUCUCAACAGCCGGCACCCUCAUUGACUCUGGCACUGUCAUCACCCGCCUGCCUCCAUCAGCCUACUCAGCCCUCCGGUCAGCAUUCCGGACAGCCAUGUCCAAGUACCCAUCAGCUCCAGCACUCUCGAUACUGGACACAUGCUUCGAUUUGAGCAGUUACAAUUCAAUCUCCGUGCCAAAGAUAGCAUUGCAGUUCCGGGAAGGCGCCGAGGUCAAUGUAGACCUCUCUGGUAUUCUCCUUGGAUCAAGCACAUCGCAGAUAUGCUUGGCUUUCGCUGGCAACAGCGAUGAUGGUGAUGUAGCGAUCUUUGGGAACAAGCAGCAGCAGACAUUUGGGGUGGUUUACGAUGUGGCGAGGGGGAGGAUUGGAUUUGGCGCCGGAGGUUGCAGCUGGCAUAAAGAAGGUCGGCUGGAGUGCAUAAGUGCUGUUUACGCAGCUGAGAACUCCCCUACAUUCAGAUCUAGAUUUUUCAGAUCCAGAGCUCCUGUUGUUGUUGUUGUUCUGCCAGAUCCAGAUCUAGAUUUUCCAGAUCCAGCAACCUCUGUUGCUAUUGCUAUUCCGCCAGAUCCAGAUACUGCAACCCGUGGCCGUGGACGUGGUGGUCAUGGUUAUGGCCGUGGUCGUGCACUUUCUGCUACUACCGCUACUAUUUCUUCCGAACCAUCUGUUAGUGAUUCGACAUCUUCUGUUGAAGGUCUUUCAUCACCUUUAACUCCUGCAAUGUUCCAAGUACUCUUCAUCUUCCUUGGCAUGGCUACUCCCAAUUUCCGCUUCCUUUUCUUCUCUUUUCUUCUCUUUUAUCUUCUCUUUUGUGAUUGUUCCAAGGCUGAUAAAUGGAGGUCUCAUUAUCACAUCGCCAAAGUCAGCUCUCUGAUACCAGCGGUGGCACUAGCCUGCUCCCCGUCUAAAGCUCCCAAUCCAUGGGCACUAACUCUAGCCCAUCAGCAUGGACCCUGCUCACCCUUCGGCGGCAACAAGCAAGCAGCAACGCCCGAUCAGAUCCUCCCACAAGACCAAUCCAGAGUCAGCUGGAUCCGAUCCCGAAUCUCCAGCGCUUCCCAGCAGCUCCAACCCCAAGCCUCAUUAGCUGAGAACACCCUCCCGGCCCGUUCAGGCAGGUCACUUGGCACCGGGAAUUACGUUGUCACUGUUGGAUUCGGCACACCCAAAAGAGACAUGACACUCUUCUUCGACACUGGCAGCGACCUCACUUGGAUCCAAUGCGAGCCCUGUGCAGGCUCCUGCUACUCACAGCAAGAGAAGAUCUUCGACCCAUCGCAAUCGAGUUCUUAUCUCAACGUGUCAUGCAAGUCACGUGAGUGCACUCUACUCAGGCCAGCAACCGGAUACCCAAGUCGCUGCUCGUCCUCCACAUGCCUUUACACCAUCGACUAUGUUGACCAAUCAUACUCAAUCGGGUUCUUUAGCCAUGAAACUCUGACAGUGGGAACUGAUGUGUUCCCAAAUUUCCAAUUCGGAUGUGGUCAGAUGAACCAAGAUUUGUAUGCCAGAACAGCUGGGUUGCUUGGCCUUGGCCGCAACAAGAUAUCCUUCACAUCCCAGACAGCUAAAAAAUAUGGCCAGGUUUUCUCUUACUGCCUUCCUUCCUCGCCAAGCUCAACUGGGUAUCUUAAGUUCGGGGCCAGCACAGCCUCAGCCUCCUCUGGUGUUAAAUACACACCACUGCUGACAGACCAGAGCAGUCCUUCCUUCUAUUUCCUCGACCUGAUAGCAAUAACUGUCGGAGGACGUAGAUUGCCAAUUCCAGCAUCAGUCUUCUCAACAGCCGGCACUGUUAUUGACUCUGGCACUGUCAUCACCCGCCUGCCUCCAUCAGCCUACUCAGCCCUCCGAUCAGCAUUCCGGACAGCCAUGUCCAAGUACCCAUCAGCUCCAGCACUCUCGAUACUGGACACAUGCUUCAAUUUCAGCGGGUACAAUUCAAUCUCCGUGCCAAAGAUAGCAUUGCAGUUCCGGGGAGGUGCCAAGGUCAAUGUUGACUUCUCUGGGAUUCUCUUUCGAUCAAGCACAUCGCAGAUCUGCUUGGCUUUCACUGGCAACAGCAACGAUGGUGAUGUAGCGAUCUUUGGGAACAAGCAGCAGCAGACGUUUGGGGUGGUUUACGAUGUAGCGAGGGGGAGGAUUGGAUUUGGCGCCGGAGGUUGCAGCUGAUCUGGAAACUGGCUGAAGUAGAAUAACAAUUGCAAAGAAUGAAAUAAAAAGAAGGCAGAUAUCUGAAAAUAAAAGCCAGAAACCAGUAAUGGUUGGCUGAAGUCAAUUCCAAAAGAAAUUAGUGA
Molecule: messenger RNA, 3444 nt
Organism: Magnolia sinica
Lineage: Eukaryota; Viridiplantae; Streptophyta; Magnoliopsida; Magnoliales; Magnoliaceae
Exons: 7
Coding region: 125-3319 (1064 amino acids)
Biological process (GO): proteolysis
Molecular function (GO): aspartic-type endopeptidase activity
Source: RefSeq, a predicted model, not a curated record